Molecule: messenger RNA, 3792 nt
Organism: Adineta steineri
Lineage: Eukaryota; Metazoa; Rotifera; Eurotatoria; Adinetida; Adinetidae
Source: the annotation of a GenBank genome assembly
AUGACUCCACCACCAAAUUCAAAUCAAUCAAAAAUAGAAAAUGAAUUUCUUGAUGCACUUUCAAAUCGUAUUCUUAUUAUUGAUGGGGCAAUGGGUACCAUGAUUCAACGAUAUAAAUUAGAAGAAGCAGAUUUUCGUUGUGAUCAAUAUGAUUUAAUGAAUCAUAAAAUUUCACUUAAAGGAGAUAAUGAUUUAUUAUCAAUAACACGUCCGGAGGUGGUUUUAGAAAUUCAUCAAAAAUAUUUAGAAGCUGGUGCUGAUAUUAUUGAAACAAAUACAUUUAAUGCUCAAUUUAUAUCACAAGCUGAUUAUGGUUUAGAACAUUUAGCAUAUCAAUUAAAUUUACGAUCAGCACAAAUAGCACGACAAGCAGCAGAUGAAUAUACACAAAAAACAGGUAUUCGACGAUUUGUUGCUGGAGCAUUAGGUCCAACAAGUAAAACUCUGUCCAUUUCACCAUCAGUAGAAAAACCUGAUUUUCGAAAUAUUACUUUUGAUACUCUUGUUGAAGCAUAUACUGAACAAGCGAAAGGUCUAAUUGAUGGUAACGUUGAUUUAUUAUUAAUUGAAACAAUAUUUGAUACUGCAAAUGCUAAAGCAGCAAUAUAUGCAUUAAAAACUUUGUUUGAAACUAAUAUUGAAUUAACUAGACCAAUUCUUAUUUCUGGUACAAUAACUGAUUUGAGUGGUCGAACAUUAUCGGGUCAAACUGUGGAUGCUUUUGUUAUUAGUGUUUCACAUGCUGAUCCAGUUUGUCUUGGUUUAAAUUGUGCAUUAGGCCCAACAGAAAUGCGACGAUUUUUAGAAGAUGUCUCAAAGGGUACAACUGCAUUAACUAUUUGUUAUGCAAAUGCUGGUCUUCCAAAUACAUUUGGUGAAUAUGAUGAAUCACCAGAAUCAAUGGGACAUCAUGUUGGAGGAUGGGCUCAUGAUGGAUUGUUGAAUAUUGUCGGUGGAUGUUGUGGAACAACUCCUGAUCAUAUUAAAGCUAUGGCUGAAAGUGUUAAACGAUAUCCACCAAGAGUACCACCAAAAGAUUUGCAUAAAGAAGAUAUGCUUCUCUGUGGUCUUGAACCAUUUUGUAUAUCUCGUUAUACAAAUUUUGUUAAUAUUGGUGAACGAUGUAAUGUUGCUGGUAGUCGUCAAUUUCUUCGUUUAUUAAAAAACAAUAAAUUCGAUGCAGCUCUUCAAGUUGCUAAAGUACAAGUAGAAUCUGGUGCACAGAUACUUGAUUUAAAUAUGGAUGAAGGCAUGAUUGAUGGUCAAGCUAUUAUGGCAAAGUUUAUUAAUUUAAUUUCAUCCGAACCCGAUAUUGCACGAGUACCAUUAUGUAUUGAUUCAUCGAAUUUUGCUGUUAUCGAAGCUGGUCUUAAAUGUACACAAGGAAAAUGUAUUGUUAAUUCAAUUUCUUUGAAAGAAGGUGAACAUGAUUUUCUUGAAAAAGCAAGAAAAUGUAAAAAAUAUGGAGCUGCUGUUGUUAUUAUGGCAUUUGAUGAAGAAGGACAAGCUACUGAUAUUGAACGAAAAACGGCUAUAUGUAAAAGAAGUUAUGAUUUAUUAGUUAAUGUAAUCAAAUUUAAUCCGAACGAUAUUAUAUUUGAUUCAAAUAUAUUAACAAUUGCAACAGGAAUGGAAGAACAUAAUGAUUAUGCAAUAAAUUUUAUUGAAGCAAUUAAAUGUAUCAAAGCAUGUUGUCCUGGUUGUAAAACAUCAGGUGGUAUAUCAAAUAUUUCAUUUUCAUUUCGUGGUCAAGAUCGUAUUCGUGAAGCAAUGCAUUCCGUAUUUUUAUUUCAUGCUAUUAAAGCUGGUCUUGAUAUGGGUAUUGUUAAUGCUGGACAAAUUCCUAUCUAUAAUGAUAUUGAUCCAAAACUUUGUGAACUUUGUGAAGCAUGUAUAUUUAAUAAACGAUCAACAGCUACAGAAGAAUUACUUGAUUAUGCUCAACACCUUAAAUCAUUAGCUACUGAUGGAGAUGGUAAAAUUGCACAACAAGAAGAAUUAUGGAGAGUUGAUACAACUGCUGAACAACGUCUUGAAUAUUCUUUAGUUAAAGGUAUUGAUAGAUUUAUAGUAGAAGAUGUAGAAGAAGCAAGACAACAUUAUACACGUCCAUUACAUGUUAUUGAAGGACCAUUAAUGAAUGGUAUGAGUGAAGUUGGAGAAUUAUUUGGUGCUGGAAAAAUGUUUUUACCACAAGUUAUUAAAUCAGCUCGAGUUAUGAAAAAAGCUGUUAAUCAUUUAAUUCCAUUUAUGGAAGAAGAAAAACAAAGAAAUCUAGAAUUAUUAAAACAACAAGGUAAUGCAUCUAUAACUGGUUUAGAUGCUCAAGCAACUAUUGUUAUGGCUACUGUUAAAGGUGAUGUUCAUGAUAUUGGAAAGAAUAUUGUUGGUGUUGUACUUGGUUGUAAUAAUUAUCGAGUUAUUGAUUUAGGUGUUAUGACACCAUGUGAUAAGAUUCUUCAAGUAGCUAAACAAGAAAAUGCAGAUUUUAUUGGUUUAUCAGGUUUAAUCACACCAUCAUUAGAUGAAAUGAUUUCUGUUGCAAAAGAAAUGCAAAGAUUAAAUUUUACUAUUCCAUUAUUAAUCGGUGGUGCAACAACAUCUAAACAACAUACUGCAGUUAAAAUAGCUCCUCGUUAUCACAAUGGUCCAGUUAUUCAUGUAUUAGAUGCAUCAAAAAGUGUUGUUGUUUGUGGCAAUUUACUUAAUAAAGAUAAAAAAGAAGAUUAUUUAGAAGAUAUUGCAGAAGAUUAUAAUGAUAUUCGUGAUGAAUAUUAUGCUAAUCUGAAAACAAUUCGUUGUCUACCUAUUAAUGAUGCACGAAAAAAACGAUGGAUUAGUGAAAAAGAAAAUACAGAUAUUAUUAAACCAACAUUUUUAGGUACAGAAAUUUUUGAUAAUAUUGAAGCAGAAAAAUUAAUUGAUUAUAUUGAUUGGAAACCAUUUUUUGAUGCAAUGCAAAUACGUGGAAAAUAUCCAAAUCGUGGUUAUCCAAAAUUAUUUGAUUGUAAAGAAGUUGGUGCACAAGCUCGCAUAGUUUUUGCUGAUGCACAAAAACUUCUAUCUGAUAUUGUUGCACGAAAAUUAUUUUCAAUUCGUGCUAUUGUUGGAUUUUAUCCAUGUCGAACAUCUGGUGAUGAUAUACUUAUUUUUGAUCCAAAAGAUCCUUCGAAACACAUAGAAACAUUAUUUGGUUUACGACAACAAACAGAACGAGAUUCAAAUGUUUAUAUGUGUUUAUCAGAUUAUAUAUCAUCGACUUCAAUGGAUUAUAUUGGAAUUUUUGCAUUAGGUGUUUUUAAUGUUGAACAAGAAGCACAAAGAUUAGCACAAAAAGAAUCAGAUGAUUAUUCAUCUAUUGUAUUGAAAUUAUUAGGUGAUCGUUUAGCUGAAGCAUGUGCAGAAUAUUUACAUGAAAGAGUUCGAAAAGAAUUAUGGGGUUAUGUACCAAAUGAAAAUUUAUCAGUCAAAGAUUUACUUUCAGUAAAAUAUCAAGGUAUUCGACCAGCUGCUGGUUAUCCAACACAACCAGAUCAUACAGAAAAAAUAACUAUGUGGAAAUUAUUAAAUGCUAGUGAAGCAAUUGGUAUUGAAUUAACUGAAUCACUUGCCAUGCAACCACCUUCAGCUGUUUCGGGUAUAUUUAUGGCUCAUCCCGAAUCAAAUUAUUUUGCUGUUGGAAAAAUAAAUGAAGAUCAAGUACGUGAUUAUGCUGAUCGAAAAGGAAUGUCGGUUAAAGAAAUAGAAAAAUGGUUAUCACCAAUUCUAGCUUAUGAUGUUGAUAUCCAAUAA